Molecule: messenger RNA, 738 nt
Organism: Oldenlandia corymbosa var. corymbosa
Lineage: Eukaryota; Viridiplantae; Streptophyta; Magnoliopsida; Gentianales; Rubiaceae
Source: the annotation of a GenBank genome assembly
AUGGUAACCGACAUUGCCAAGUCGUCUAAUGAUGAAGUUCAGGAGGUGGUUUGUCGAUCAUGGAAAUCAAAGCGUUCCAUUGUUGGCCCAAAAAACAUGGAUGCGCAGGAUGCUGAUGAUGAAUUAUCCAGCACUCCAUGCCUGAUGUUCUCCAACGGCGUCUUUUUCCACCCUCUUCGCGAUGCCUCCUUCCAAAAUGUGAUUGUUGUCGACACGAUGAGAAGACAAAAAGAUGAUUUCGAGACCGAACUUAGAUUUAGAGCCUUCGGUAACUUUGAAUUGUCUCCGUGCUGCAAUCCUGUUUGGUAUAGAGGGAAGUAUUAUUGCAUGGGGAUGGAUGGAGAUCUUGCUAUAUAUGAUCCUACUAGAAACAAGCUUCGCCAAACAUACUCUCCAAAAGCUCUAUGGAAACAUUUCUCUGCUUCUGAUCAUCGUCAUUUCAUGUUUGAAGGCGAGGGUGAUCUCUGGGCAGUUUUUGCUGCUCGCCAGGGGAGAGAGUUUCCAAUAGCAUCGGUUGUGGAGAGGGCUAAGGUAAGAGGAGUAGGUAACAAGAUCUAUUUCCCAAAGUUUCGAGGAGAUCAAGAAUUAAUGUUCUAUUCUCUUGCCACUAAAAGGUAUCACACUUUUAAAGGAACAACUUACCAAAGUUUUCACGGUUCUAAAGAGAUGUUGCGCUCCACAUGGAUUAAGAUUGACUUCAAACCUACUCAAACAUGGAGCGAAGGUCCCUCGUGGUGA